GCCUUGGUGCUCGAACUGGAAGUAUCCCUACAUUAUCUGUUUCUCUGGAUAAAGAAUCAUAUUAGUCGUUAAUCUGUCAAAGUAUCGAUGGGAUAGGUCACAAUGAAGACCCUGGUCCUCCUGGCUCUCCUGGGAAUAGGUCUGCAUGGCGCAGCAGCAGCGACUCACUCUCUGAAGUAUUUCUACACUGCGUCUUCUGGAGUCCCAAACUUCCCAGAGUUUGUGACUGUUGGGUUGGUUGAUGAAGUUCAGAUGUUUCACUAUGACAGUAACACCAUGAAAGCAGAACCCAAACAGGACUGGAUGAGCAGAGUCACAGCAGACAGAGCUGACUACUGGGAGAGGGAGACAGAGAUCGAUGUGGCUGCCCAACAGGUCUUCAAAGCCAACAUUGAAACUGUAAAGCAGCGCUUCAACCACACUGGAGCCAAAUAUGCUCAACCCUCUAAAUCUCCUCCACAUGAGUCAGAAAUUCCUGCAAGUAAUCCUUCUACAGAAAAUGUACAGAGCAACACACCAUUGAUGAAAGAUUUGACGACUUCAUCUGAUACUUUGAUGAGCAUAUCAGGUUUAUAUCUAUCUAUCUAUCUAUCUAUCUAUCUAUCUAUCUAUCUAUCUAUCUAUCUAUCUAUAGCUGACAGUGACCUCUGACCUCCCAGAACAUGA
Messenger RNA from Siniperca chuatsi (mandarin fish), 666 nucleotides. Its product is annotated as major histocompatibility complex class I-related gene protein-like. NCBI's taxonomy places the organism in Eukaryota, Metazoa, Chordata, Actinopteri, Centrarchiformes, Sinipercidae. Gene Ontology annotation, biological process: immune response. Gene Ontology annotation, cellular component: external side of plasma membrane. The transcript has 6 exons. The record is from RefSeq and is a predicted model, not a curated record. The coding region runs from base 103 to 651 and encodes 182 amino acids.